GAAAAAACAAAGCAAAAACGAAAAGAAAAUCGCCAGUCUUUGGAAAAAGGCAGAGAAAGAAACAACGGAAGAAAGUGAGCACGCCUAGAAAAUUGGGUAGAGCUGAGCCCAGCGCCACUUUCUUUUCUUCUUCCUCUUUCCCCCCCUUCCUCCAAUUUCGCUCGCUCACUUAACCCAACACGAAUCAUCACUCCAUCGUCCUCUAACAUCAAUAUCCCAUGCGGGUCUUGGCUCAAAAUUUCAUCUUGUAGAGAGGGGAGUUUAUAAAUUAUUUCUUGGCGAAGUCAAAGGACUUGGACUCUGAUCUGACUUUGCUUGUCUUUCGGGUUGAUUUUGACUUCGGGGGUUCUUCGAGUAUCGAAUUCUCGCAAGAGGCAGUAGAAGAACGGGACAACUCCACAGUGAAAGGAUCUGCUCGUGAUUUUUGAGUUGUUGUGAGGCAAAUUUUGGGUCCUCUCCAUAAUAAGAAUCCUGAGCUGACAUUGAGCUGAUAAAUUUUACAUUUCUUCCGAGCAAUGAGAAAGUGAUGUAAUUUUGGAGGUUGUGAAACAUCGGAGCUCGGUGAAGAGAAUGAGAAGGCCUGAAUCAGACAACAAUUAACAAUAGGCGUGCAACUACUCUGUUGACGUCUCGGAGCACACCGCUGGAAAAGGAUUGGCCCCUAAAUCUUGCGUUGAGACCAGCAUUAAUAUAGAGUAUUCAGAAGAAUCGUGGAAAUCAAAAUGGCCGAUGGCAGUCCGAGAACAGACAUCUCAACUGAUGACACAGAUGAGAAGAAUCAGAGGUUCGACAGGGGUAAAUCUACAGCUAUUGUUGCCUAUGAUUCCAGCGACAGAUCAAAGGACAAGACUGAUCAAAAGACUCUUCGCAGGCUUGCUCAAAACCGUGAGGCGGCAAGAAAAAGCCGAUUAAGGAAAAAAGCGUAUGUCCAACAACUGGAGAGUAGCCGCUUGAAGCUAACUCAACUAGAGCAGGAACUCCAGCGAGCAAGACAACAGGGGAUAUUCAUAUCAAGCUCAGGAGACCAAGCUCACUCCGCUGGUGGAAAUGGGGCCAUGACAUUUGAUGUAGAAUAUGCCCGGUGGUUAGAAGAGCAAAACCGGCAAAUCAAUGAGCUGAGGUCAGCAGUGACUGCCCAUGCCGGUGAUGGGGAACUCCGUAUCAUUGUUGAUGGUAUCAUGGCACACUAUGAUGAAAUCUUCAGGCUGAAGAGUAAUGCAGCCAAGAAUGAUGUUUUCCAUCUCUUGUCGGGAAUGUGGAAAACACCAGCUGAGAGAUGUUUUAUGUGGCUUGGCGGUUUUCGUCCAUCAGAGCUCCUCAAGCUUCUCGCAAACCAGUUGGAGCCGCUGACAGAGCAGCAGCUGACUGGUAUCGGAAACUUGCAGCAAUCCUCCCAGCAGGCAGAAGACGCAUUGUCUCAGGGGAUGGAUGCAUUGCAGCAAUCUCUUGCUGAGACAUUGUGUAGCGGAUCUCUGGGCUCUUCGGGUUCAUCAGGCAAUGUGGCAAAUUACAUGGGUCAAAUGGCCAUGGCUAUGGGAAAGCUAGGGACGCUUGAUGGGUUUAUCCGCCAGGCUGAUAACCUGCGGCAACAGACACUACAACAAAUGAAUCGCUUAUUAACGACUCGUCAGUCAGCUCGUGCGCUCCUUGCAAUUCAUGAUUAUUUCUCCCGACUUCGGGCCCUUAGUUCCCUCUGGCUCGCCCGUCCAAGAGAAUGAAGAGGUCAUGGUCCACGAAGGCUGACAUGUACAUUGGUGAUCUUUAGGAACCUAUCAGUUUUGAAGUAGUUUCGGACCUAGAACUGGUUGAUUUCUAGUUUUCUUCAGUUUUUUUUCCUACUUUUGGCUAUAAUUAUUUUUUCUUUCUUAGACACGAAGUCACAGAGAAUUGGUUGAUGGUAUGUUAAGCUAUCAUAGGUUGGGAUUGGAUUGUCAUCAUUGAGGAUACUGCUAAUUGUGUAGGCACUCCUGUUCAUUAGUCAUCUAAUAAUUGGUGCAACUAUCAUUGUAGUUUCUGGAAUGAUGUGGUAAGAUUGUUAAAGGAAGCACUUCGAAUCA
Messenger RNA from Syzygium oleosum, 2057 nucleotides. RefSeq names its product transcription factor TGA2. Gene Ontology annotation, biological process: DNA-templated transcription; regulation of DNA-templated transcription. Bases 723 to 1718 code for a protein of 331 amino acids. NCBI's taxonomy places the organism in Eukaryota, Viridiplantae, Streptophyta, Magnoliopsida, Myrtales, Myrtaceae. Gene Ontology annotation, molecular function: DNA-binding transcription factor activity; sequence-specific DNA binding. The record is from RefSeq and is a predicted model, not a curated record. The transcript is spliced from 10 exons.